AUGCGUCGGCCGGGCACGCUGCCCAACUCCGCCACGUCCGGUCACCGCUCCGCAGGCCCGAUGGAGGACGGCUCGACGCCCCUGAGCAUCGCCGCCGACAAUUGCACCUCGACCGGCGGCAGAUUGCAUUACGCGAAUCACUCUUUGCGCCGCACGCCCCAGCCGCCGCACCUACCCGCUCGCGACACCGAGAACAGCCCCUCGGAGAGGGCCCAGAACGACUCGCGGGUUCAAAACGGCGUACCAGGCGUGCACCACCACGCACCCCCGCCGCUACCGUCUAGACAUCAACCCUCCUGCGGCCAGUCGUCUUAUCCAACCCUGCCGAUGAACGGGCACGCGACUCAUCAAUACCAUCACUUUCCACGCGAGAAGGAGAGGUCCUCUGCUCGCGAAAGGAGCCGCGACCGCGACGUCGGCGUCCAGUCCGUCCCCCAUCGGUCCGACAAGCACCGAGACGCCCAGAUGGAGAUGGAGAUGCGCGACGGGAUGGACAUGGGCGACAUCAGCCCGUAUCGCGCGUAAGGAUGGCUGCACCGUGGCCCGAAUCGUAGCGAACGCUCUCGGACGAACGUCAACUGUGGAUAGGCCGAGCGAAUUGAACCGAAGACUGAACACGAACGUUGAACAGGGACGUCCCGAACUGUUAACGAGGCGCUUGUUUACGGUAGUAUCGUCGUUACCGCGUGAUAUAAUGGUAACGAUCGAAGAAGCGGGGAUGCGUUUCGCGAUGGAAUUGGGCGGACUCCCUUGGCGAAUCGAAUCGAAGACUGAUUACGACAGACGUCGGCGUACGAUAUCGACGAACAAUUAACCGAUACAGGUACAUUCCCGCCCUAUACGGGCGCCUACGGUGCGCACCGAUGAACACCGAUCAAAAUCAAAUCUCGACGACUCCGCGCUCGUAAAUCCUAACGAUACCGAUUGCAAUGGUAUGAUAUGGGAAUUAUGUUCCACCGUGAGCUCGUCUUACCCGUGUACGACUCACCGAGGCCAGCUAGGAUGCGGUGGCUUGGGGAGGAUUAGUCGUCGAAUUGAGAAGGAAUGAUUGAAAAUAUCACAAUGGACGAGGAGGAGACUGAUUACGUGUCUCGAGUUGUUUGGGUACGCGUGUAAUACGGCUGCAAAGCGGAAGAAGUUCACGGAUGCGAAACGUACUCGAAGAAUCGCGUCAAAGAGUCGAAAUGGACACGGUAUCGCGAGGACGGUCCCGCGUGGUGGCAACAAUCGUCUUCAUCUUGGAAGCAAAGACGGUAGCGAAGCUUUGAAACGUCCCCAUGGAAACCACGGAAAGAUGAAAGCGCGGACGAUAAAAGUGCAACGCGAACUCGUGAAAUGUCAUCUGCCGAAUGAGCGUGUCCAAUCCUCGUAGGGACGCGUCGUUUGUAAACGUCACAUUGACGCGGUGACAAGGCGGAACUAUCGAAUCGAAAGUCGAAAAGGGAACCGUCGCGUUUCUGCGUACUUGCGAACGAUUCAAUGAGCGUUUCUGAGAACAGACUGUGCAGCGCGAUGGGAAUCGUGGCGAAUCCUCAACCGUCUUUCAGCUGCGAAUAAGUGGUCUGAAUAGAACGUUGUAUUCAGGAUAUUCUGUUAAUGAUUUGGAGCCUCUCUUGCGUCGAACUCUUAGCGUUGCAUUCGCCUGUGGGUAUUUCGUGUUUUGUAUUAAUUGGUACAGUAUCAACCCUUAGCAAUUCAAGUCUUUUUUACAUGCAGUCAGUCCCAUAAAUAUUCGCACCCUCUAUGUCUAUUAAAGAAAAUUGUUUAAAUUAAAUGGUAAGUAGGAAAAAUUCAUUUGUUUAUAUCAAAACUAUUAUUUAAUUUAGUCAAACUUCUUCAAUAGACAUAGAGAGUACGAAUAUCUAUGGAAUUGCUUAUAUUUACUUCCUGUUAAUGUAUUUUUGAGUUUCCUUUUUACCUUUAAACUUAUGAUGCAUAUUCGACGACGCUGAUUAUGUCGAGAUCGUCGAGUGGAACCUCGAGUUCGAUAGUGCGUGCCCGUUCGAUGAAACGGACAAAAUUUUUCGGGCUAAGAAGGAAAUGUUGAAGUUGACUGCAGCGCGAUCGCUCAACCGAAUGUUCCCCUGUCCUCCGCGAAUCUAUAACGUAAUCGUGUAACGAGCUUUCUUCGACUGGAGGACUCUUUCGUGAAAACAGAGCUCAAUCCUGGAUAUGAAGCUUUAACGGAUAGAACGGGGUCAAAGUGACGUGCAUUUUUCCUUCGAAACAUCGCGUUUGAUCGAAUGCUGCAGUCGUCCGGCGUGCAUCUUCCAUCCAUUCAAGUGUACACUGCACUCGGUCUCUGUUUCUAAUUCGUCAAGCUUCGUUUGUUUUUAGUCUGUUAUUUUAACUCUACAGCGUACAAUUUCACGUGGAAGUCGAGUCAGCACCGAAGCAUUUAUCGUUAGCCGUCUCAGAUUUGUUCGUUAUGGUGGUCGAAUCUCACUCUGACGUUCUAGAAUGAAA
This is a messenger RNA of Hylaeus anthracinus, 2466 nucleotides long. RefSeq lists its product as uncharacterized. The record is from RefSeq and is a predicted model, not a curated record. The transcript has a single exon. NCBI's taxonomy places the organism in Eukaryota, Metazoa, Arthropoda, Insecta, Hymenoptera, Colletidae. The coding region runs from base 1 to 525 and encodes 174 amino acids.